AUGUCAUCUACUCAACGUCGUUGUGCUGCUUGCCAUAUGCUUGGACAUAGCAGAAGUACUCAUAAGCAAUGUCUCAUGAACCCAAAGAACAUUUCUCUCCACAUUCCUCAAAAGAGAACUAAUGUAGAUGAAUAUCCUGCAGAAAGUAGCCAAACUGCUGCCUUGAGAAUAAGAAGUGAGCCUGUCCAAGACCAAAAUUUGGACAUAGAAACAUCGACUUUUAUUUCAGUUUCUGAGUUGACUGAAUUUCCACUCGCAAAUGAGACUAUUACUGAAGUUCUUGAAGCAGUCAUGGAAGAAGAGAUUGAGGAGACUUCAUCCGAUGAAGAAGUGACUGGAAGAGAAGAAGAAGUCGAGGAGAUUUCAACUGUGAAUAGAGGAUCAAUUUUACCCCAUUGUCCUCACUGUAACGGAACUGAUCAUCACCGAAUUACAAGCAGAUUUUGUCCAAACAAUAACAGUAGCAGAGCAAGAGGAUCUAGAAAUCGAGGCAGAGGCUUGAAUAAUAUUGCCCGACUUCCAGCUAUUUCAGAACCAGCAGUUGAUAACAGGGGAGAUAUGGAUAUCGAGUGUCGAUUUUGUGGGGCAAUGAUGUGGGCACAUGAAAAAAACAGUCGUUCUUCUUUAAGAAGCCCCACGUUCUCUAUGUGUUGUAACAAAGGAAAGCAUGUUCUCCCCCAAAUUGAGCCAACACCUACAGGAAUUGCUAAGCUUUUGAACUAUAGAACACGUGAUGGAAAGAAGUUUCUUGAAAACAUUCGAAGCUAUAAUAGUACAAUGAGCUUUACUUCUUUGGGAGCUAAAAUUGAUACCUCUGUUAGCAACAAUAUCAAUGGGGCAUACAACUUCCAGAUUCACGGAACAAUUUGUCAUAGAAUUGGAUCUAUUUUGCCAGUGACAGAAUCUGAUAUCGCUCACCCAAAAUUUGCUCAGUGCUGCUCAGAUAGAUCAAAGACAGUACCAUUCCCCACAAUUGGAGAGAAGUGUUUUGGAGAAGAUUCAGUCCAUUCUUAUGGAAACAAAUCCAUUCCUGAGGGGCCUCGGGAUCAAAGACGGUACAAUGCUCCAACUGCAAGUGAAAUAGCAGUUCUUAUUAUGAAUAAUGAAGAGGGUACUUCAAGAGACAUUGUGCUGCACACCAGAGCCAACUUCCAACAGAACAUCAAUGAGUACCACCGAUCUUAUGAUGCUUUACACUAUGUGCUACUCUUUCCACAUGGUGAAGAUGGUUGGACCGUUGAUGCCAGCUCAUUGUCAGGAGAGCAUGUCACAGUAAUGCAAUGGUACUCAAACCGUUUGAUGUAUCGACGCAACACACAGCACCUCCUCCAUCUUUUUGGCCGUCUCUUUCAACAAUAUAUUGUUGAUAUGUAUGCCAAAGUUGAGCACGAUCGGCUGCACUUCAUCACCAGCAAUCAAAAUCGUCUCCGUGUAGAUCUUUAUAGUGGAAUUCAGGAUGCUGUUAUCCAUAACGAUUGUAAUCUUGCAAAUCUUGGAAAGAGAGUUAUUCUUCCAUCUUCUUUUAUUGGUAGCCCCCGGUAUAUGGCUCAACUUUAUCAAGAUUCAAUGAGUAUUGUGCGUCGUUUUGGCAAGCCUGAUUUGUUCAUAACUUUCACUUGCAAUUCAAAGUGGCCAGAAAUCACAAAUUCCCUGUUGGCUGGGCAAAAAGCUAA
Molecule: messenger RNA, 1673 nt
Organism: Phycomyces blakesleeanus NRRL 1555(-)
Lineage: Eukaryota; Fungi; Mucoromycota; Mucoromycetes; Mucorales; Phycomycetaceae
Exons: 3
Source: RefSeq, a predicted model, not a curated record